CACUGACGUACAUAUGUGUGUGUGUUUCAUUCAUUCAGUUGGCCAUCGUCCAUCAGACCGGUCGGCCGAUAUAUAGACAUUUAAGAAUUCUAUGUAUCGACAGACGCACAGAUAGACAGACAGACAGAGACAGUCAUGCCGGCACGACAAACACAUGCGCACGCAUCAAUCCCUCCCUCCCUUAAGCAGAGCCCUCGCUUGGUACGUACGUGCGGGAAGAGCGACCCACACAUACAUAGGCAGGCAAGCAGGAACGACACACACAGAAAGGCAGGUUUACACGCAGACGACGCAGCGCCACCCACACACGCAUCAGUCCGUCUAUCUAUCCCUCUUCGCACGCAGAGGCAGUGUGUCCGUCUAGACAGCAGGCGUGUAGGUAUGUUAUGUACACACAGAGAGAGAGAUGGAUACAUACAGCUGUAGUAACCCCCCUCUCUCCGUCCCCUCGGUUGGUUGAUUCUUCUACGGCUAGCUAAGAGCGGCAGAUCAGCAAGUGUGUUAGGUGUAGUCGCAGUAACACUCCCCUUGGCAGAUUGAGGACGUGCAAAACUUGCCCCACAUGCACCUUGAGGACAAUUCGGGGCCGGUGCAGGGGUUUGGAUGUCUGUCCCGCAUGCACUCCUCCUUAGUCUUGAGCGACGAGCAGUCGAAGUCGCCCUUCAUGCCUACAGACAGGUGAGCCCACCCACAUAGACAGACAGCACAGACAGACAGAGAGUGAGGGAGGGAAUGCAACCGAAGCUUAGAUGUAUUAUCUGCAUUGCAUGCGGACACACAUCUGUCUGUAGUGUAACUGUGAUGCUGUGGAGCCGUUGUUGGGCGUUGUUGAUGGUCUUGAGUGCCGUGUGUGCCAUCGUCUGAGCCGUCUGUGUCAUCGUUAGCGCCGCAGCCAUCGUGUUCUUGGCGUGAGCCACCUGCUGCUUCACGACCGACAGCUGGAACUGAUGGCCAGAGACGCCUGCACACAAACACACAUUGCACACACCGUACGGCAACACAGAUCCAUCCAUCCAUCCAUCCAUCCAUCCAUCCAUGCCGCCACGUGCGCAGUGCAUUCACCUCGCACCAGCUGUGUGUGUCGUGCAUGGCUGCCGCGCACACCUUUGCUGUGGGUGCGGGCGGUCUGCAGGCGGGAAAUCUCGUCAGUGCGGUCCACAAACGAUGCAUCUGCACACAGCGGACGGGAAGGUCAGCCACAUAUGGCUCAGGAGUGAUGUAUACUGUGAGGGUCGGAUAAAUGGGACGCUGCUUAUAUGGGAAAAUCGUUAUAUGGGAAAAUCCCAUUUAACCGUUUACUUUGUGGAUGUUGCACAUUUACAAGCAGGUGACAUUCAUUCAUUGUGAGCCGUCGCAAUGACCUGCAUGAUGUCCAGCGUGCCUCACUGAUCACUGUGAACCAAAUUUCACCGUCGAACACCCACAAACAGCCGAGAUCGGGGCCGCCGAAUUGGGGCCAGUGAAUCACAAGAGAAGCAGCGAUGCGAACAAGCAGCGGAGCACCAUGAAUGGCUCUCCUCUGAGCACAGCGUAGCAU
Vitrella brassicaformis is the source of this 1537-nucleotide messenger RNA. The record is from the annotation of a GenBank genome assembly. NCBI's taxonomy places the organism in Eukaryota, Vitrellaceae.